Molecule: messenger RNA, 5637 nt
Organism: Kluyveromyces lactis
Lineage: Eukaryota; Fungi; Ascomycota; Saccharomycetes; Saccharomycetales; Saccharomycetaceae
Gene: FKS1
Product: 1,3-beta-D-glucan synthase
Exons: 1
Coding region: 1-5637 (1878 amino acids)
Biological process (GO): (1->3)-beta-D-glucan biosynthetic process; fungal-type cell wall polysaccharide biosynthetic process
Cellular component (GO): 1,3-beta-D-glucan synthase complex; plasma membrane
Molecular function (GO): 1,3-beta-D-glucan synthase activity
Source: RefSeq, a predicted model, not a curated record
AUGUCUUACAACGAUCCGUACCAGGAUCAAGGUGGUCAUAUCCCAAGGGAUGAGUACGACCAACAACAGUACGAUGAAUAUGGUCAACCAAUCUAUGCGCAAGAUCAAUAUUACGCGCAAGACCCGGGCUACUACGAUCAAUCUGCUGAAUAUUACCAACAGCCAGGUCAACCGGGCCAACCGGGCCAAGGCUACUAUGAUCAGCCUCGUGGUGCUGGCCAGGAUCCUGAAAAUUUCUCUGAUUUCAGUUACGCUCCUCCAGGUACCCCAGGUGGCUACGAUAGUUACGGAGGCGCUUCCGGGAACGGAUACGGUCAAUAUGCUCCUUCUCAAAUGAGUUAUGGUGAUCCAAGAUCAUCUGGUGCUUCGACACCAAUUUAUGGUGGUGAAGGUUUCGAUCCUUCAGCAGUUGCCAUGGCUUUACCAACUGAACCAUAUCCAGCAUGGACCGCUGACACUCAGACUCCAGUGACCGCAAGCGAAAUUGAAGAUGUUUUCAUCGAUUUGACUAAUAAAUUUGGGUUCCAAAGAGAUUCCAUGAGAAACAUGUUCGAUCAUUUCAUGACUCUAUUGGAUUCUAGAGCUUCAAGAAUGUCUCCUCAACAAGCAUUGUUAUCUUUACAUGCUGAUUAUAUCGGAAGUGAUAGUGCCAAUUAUAAGAAAUGGUACUUCGCUGCACAACUAGAUAUGGAUGAUGAAAUUGGUUUCAGAAAUAUGAGUCUUGGUAAAAUGUCUAGAAAGGCAAGAAAGGCAAGAAAGAAGAAUAAGAAGGCCAUGGAAGAAGCUAACAGCUCGGAAAAUCCAGAGAGUGCUUUGAACCAAUUGGAAGGUGAUAACUCUUUGGAAGCUGCAGAUUUCAGAUGGAAGGCUAAGAUGAACAAACUUUCACCAGUGGAAAGAGUUCGUCAAAUCGCUUUGUAUUUGUUACUAUGGGGUGAAGCCAAUCAAGUCAGAUUUACCUCAGAAUGUUUAUGUUUCAUCUACAAGUGUGCUUCUGAUUAUUUAGAUUCUCCUCUUUGUCAGAACCGUUCAGAUCCUAUUCCAGAAGGUGAUUUCUUGAACAGAGUUAUCACUCCAAUUUAUAGAUUUAUUAGAUCUCAAGUCUAUGAAGUGGUGGAUGGUCGUUACGUGAAACGUGAAAAGGAUCAUAACAAGGUUAUUGGUUACGAUGAUGUAAAUCAGUUGUUUUGGUACCCUGAAGGUAUAGCCAAAGUAAUCUUGGAAGAUGGCACUCGUUUGAUCGAUUUGCCCGCUGAGGAACGUUAUUUGAGAUUAGGUGACGUUAUUUGGGAUGACGUUUUCUUUAAGACUUAUAAAGAAACACGUUCUUGGUUCCAUUUGGUCACCAAUUUCAACCGUAUCUGGGUCGUUCACGCCUCUAUCUACUGGAUGUACACCGCUUACAAUGCCCCAACUCUUUACACUCAUAACUACCAACAACUAUUAAACAACAAACCUUUGGCUGCUUACAGAUGGGCCUCUAGUGCGUUGGCUGGUUCUUUGGCAACUAUUAUUCAAAUUGUGGCAACUAUCUCGGAAUGGUUCUUUGUCCCAAGAAAUUGGGCUGGUGCUCAACAUUUGUCUCGUCGUUUCUGGUUCUUGGUUGGUAUCCUCGGUGUUAACUUGGGUCCAAUCAUCUUUGUCUUCGCCUAUGAUCCUUUGACCGUUUACUCCAAGGCCGCUUUAGUAGUCUCUGCAGUUAUGUUCUUUGUCGCUUUGAUUACCAUCAUUUUCUUCUCCAUUAUGCCAUUAGGUGGAUUAUUCACAUCGUACAUGAAAAAAUCUACUAGAAAAUAUGUUGCAUCUCAAACUUUUACAGCUUCUUUCUACCAAUUGAAGGGUCUUGAUAUGUGGAUGUCUUAUUUAUUAUGGGUUACCGUUUUUGCAGCUAAGUUCUCCGAAUCCUAUUUCUUCUUGACCCUUUCCUUAAGAGAUCCAAUCAGAAUUUUAUCUACCACUGUGAUGAGAUGUACUGGUGAUUAUGGUUAUAAAGAUCAACUUUGUCGUCAACAACCAAAGAUCGUCUUAGGUUUGAUGAUCGCUACUGAUUUGAUCCUUUUCUUCUUGGAUACUUAUAUGUGGUACAUUAUUUGUAACACUGUUUUCUCUGUUGGUAGAUCUUUCUACUUGGGUAUCUCUAUCUUAACACCAUGGAGAAACAUCUUCACCAGGUUACCAAAGAGAAUUUACUCAAAGAUCUUGGCUACUACUGAUAUGGAAAUUAAAUAUAAACCAAAAGUUUUAAUCUCUCAAGUUUGGAAUGCCAUUGUCAUUUCCAUGUACAGAGAACAUUUGUUGGCCAUUGACCACGUUCAAAAGUUGUUAUACCAUCAAGUUCCAUCUGAGAUUGAGGGCAAGAGAACUCUAAGAGCUCCAACCUUUUUCGUGUCUCAAGAUGAUAACAAUUUCGAGACUGAAUUCUUCCCAAGAAACUCCGAAGCUGAACGUCGUAUCUCUUUCUUUGCUCAAUCUUUGGCUACUCCAAUCCCAGAACCAUUACCAGUUGAUAACAUGCCAACUUUCACCGUUUUGACACCUCAUUACUCCGAAAGAAUCUUGCUAUCUUUAAGAGAAAUUAUUCGUGAAGAUGAUCAAUUCUCAAGAGUCACUUUGUUGGAAUAUUUGAAGCAAUUGCAUCCUGUCGAAUGGGAUUGUUUCGUCAAGGAUACAAAGAUCUUGGCUGAAGAAACUGCUGCAUUUGAAGGAAACGAGGAGGAUUCUGAAAAGGAAGGUGGUAUGAAGUCACAAAUCGAUGAUUUACCAUUCUACUGUAUCGGUUUCAAGUCUGCUGCACCAGAGUACACUUUACGUACCCGUAUUUGGGCCUCAUUGAGAUCCCAAACUUUGUACCGUACUGUUUCUGGUUUCAUGAAUUAUGCAAGAGCCAUUAAAUUGUUGUACCGUGUUGAAAACCCUGAAAUUGUUCAAAUGUUCGGUGGUGAUACUGAAGGUUUGGAAAGAGAGUUGGAAAGAAUGGCGAGAAGAAAGUUCAAGUUCUUGGUCUCUAUGCAAAGAUUGGCUAAGUUUAAACCUCAUGAGCUAGAAAAUGCCGAAUUCUUGUUAAGAGCUUACCCUGACUUACAGAUCGCUUAUUUGGAUGAAGAACCUCCAUUGAACGAAGGUGAAGAACCAAGGAUUUACUCCGCUUUGAUUGAUGGUUAUUGUGAAAUUAUGGAAAAUGGUCGUAGACGUCCUAAGUUUAGAGUUCAAUUAUCUGGUAACCCAAUCUUGGGUGAUGGUAAAUCCGAUAAUCAAAACCAUGCUUUGAUUUUCUACAGAGGUGAAUACAUUCAAUUGAUUGAUGCUAACCAAGAUAACUAUUUGGAAGAAUGUUUGAAGAUUAGAUCUGUCUUGGCAGAAUUCGAAGAAUUGAACGUUGAACAGGUCAACCCAUACUCUCCAGGUUUGAAAUACGAAGAUCAAGGUAACAACCAUCCAGUUGCUAUUGUUGGUGCUCGUGAAUAUAUUUUCUCUGAAAACUCUGGUGUCUUAGGUGAUGUUGCAGCUGGUAAGGAACAAACUUUCGGUACCUUAUUUGCUCGUACCUUGGCUCAAAUUGGUGGUAAAUUGCAUUAUGGACAUCCAGAUUUCGUCAAUGCUACUUAUAUGACAACCAGAGGUGGUGUCUCCAAGGCUCAAAAGGGUUUACAUUUGAACGAAGAUAUUUAUGCCGGUAUGACUGCUAUGCUUCGUGGUGGUCGUAUCAAGCACUGUGAAUAUUAUCAAUGUGGUAAGGGUAGAGAUUUAGGUUUUGGUACCAUUUUAAAUUUCACAACUAAGAUUGGUGCUGGUAUGGGUGAGCAAAUGUUAUCUCGUGAGUACUACUACUUGGGUACUCAAUUGCCUUUCGAUCGUUUCUUGUCUUUCUACUACGCGCAUCCUGGUUUCCAUUUGAAUAACUUGUUUAUUCAAUUGUCUUUGCAAUUAUUUAUGUUAACUCUUGUUAACAUGAAUUCUAUGGCUAAUCAAUCCAUCAUGUGUUCCUAUAACAAAUACAAGCCUAUCACCGAUGUUCUAUAUCCAAUUGGUUGUUACAACUUUGAACCUGUUAUUGAUUGGGUCAGACGUUAUACAUUAUCCAUCUUUAUUGUGUUUUUCAUCGCAUUCAUUCCAAUUGUUGUUCAAGAAUUGAUUGAGCGUGGUAUCUGGAAAGCUGUUCAAAGAUUCUUGCGCCACUUACUAUCUCUGUCUCCAAUGUUUGAAGUCUUUGCCGGUCAAAUCUAUUCUGCAUCUUUAUUGAGUGAUUUGACAGUUGGUGGUGCUCGUUAUAUCUCUACUGGUCGUGGUUUCGCUACUUCUCGUAUUCCAUUCUCCAUUCUAUAUUCUAGAUUUGCUGGUUCAGCUAUUUACAUGGGUUCAAGAUCUAUGUUAAUGUUGUUAUUCUCUACAAUUGCCUACUGGCAAGCUGCUUUACUAUGGUUCUGGGCCUCAUUAUCGGCUUUGAUGUUCUCUCCAUUCAUCUUCAAUCCACAUCAAUUUUCAUGGCAAGAUUUCUUCUUGGAUUACAGAGAUUUCAUCAGAUGGUUGUCUAGAGGUAACAAUAAAUAUCACAAGAAUUCUUGGAUUGGUUACGUUAGAAUGUCAAGAUCUCGUGUCACCGGUUUCAAACGUAAGCUGGUCGGUGAUGAAUCCGAAAGAGCCGCUGGUGAUGCUCCAAGAGCUCAUAGAUCUAACUUAAUCUUCGCCGAAUUAAUCCCAUGUAUCAUCUACGCCGCUGGUUGUUUCACUGCAUUCACUUUCAUUAAUGCUCAAACUGGUGUUAAGGAUGUCAGUGUUGUGAACUCUUGGUUGCGUAUUGUCAUCUGUACUUUGGGUCCAAUUGUCGUCAACAUGGGUGUACUUGGUGUAUGUUUAGGUCUAUCUUGUUGUUCAGGUCCGUUAUUGGGUAUGUGUUGUAAGAAGACUGGUUCCGUUAUGGCCGGUAUUGCUCAUGGUGUUGCAGUUAUUGUUCACAUUGUCUUCUUCAUCAUUAUGUGGGUUCUUGAAGCUUUCAAUUUCACUAAGAUGUUGAUCGGUUUGAUCACUUGUAUUCAAUGUCAAAGAUUAGUCUUCAAGUGUAUGACCUUGUUCAUGUUAACUCGUGAAUUCAAGAAUGAUCAUGCAAACACUGCAUUCUGGACUGGUAAAUGGUAUGGUACUGGUUUGGGUUACAUGGCCUGGACUCAACCAUCAAGAGAAUUCGUUGCUAAAGUUGUGGAACUCUCAGAAUUCGCUGCUGAUUUCAUUUUGGGUCACAUCUUGCUAUUCUGUCAAUUGCCAAUCUUAUGUAUUCCAAUGGCUGAUAAAUUCCAUUCUAUCAUGUUGUUCUGGUUAAAGCCUUCUCGUCAAAUUCGUCCACCAAUCUAUUCUUUGAAGCAAACACGUCUACGUAAACGUAUGGUCAAAAAAUACUGUUCGUUGUACUUCCUGGUUUUGGCAAUAUUCGCUGCUUGUAUCAUUGGUCCAGCUGUCGCUGCUUCAAAGGUGGAUACUGCGGAUCUUGGUUCUAAGGUGGACAGUGCCGGUAGUGAUAUUUUCGCUGGUUUGAUUCAACCAAGAAGACAACAAAACAACGAUACUGGUUUCAAUUUGUCCACUUAUUCUGGACAUUACUUCACCAAAGCCCCAUCUUUGACUACCUGGUCCACCAAGGCCUGA